AUGAAUCUACUUCUUACUCUUUACCUACUUUGCUCAAUGACAAUCUCAUACGUAAUUUCAGUAGAAUGUUAUAACGGAGGUCAAACUUGGGGUAAUUCAGCUCAAAAGGAAAUCUUAAUGGAUAACUUAGAUAACCUUUGUCGACAAUUAACCGGAAAUUAUCCAGUGAAUACAGCUGCUUCUAGGUGUAUGCAAGGAGAAGAAAAACCGGGAAAUCAACACGAUUUCGUUUUUAGGAAUCUGGCUAAUUUUCCUAGAGUCUUGACUAUGGAUGUUUGUCUUAAAUUGAUUAAAGCUGAUAUUCAGGCUUGUCCUAUGGGUGGUUAUGUUAAUGGAAAAGAUUGGUUUCAUACCUCUGACCCCAAUGAAGGUGAAUGUGAUUGA
This is a messenger RNA of Melampsora larici-populina 98AG31, 384 nucleotides long. RefSeq lists its product as uncharacterized. NCBI's taxonomy places the organism in Eukaryota, Fungi, Basidiomycota, Pucciniomycetes, Pucciniales, Melampsoraceae. The transcript has 2 exons. The record is from RefSeq and is a predicted model, not a curated record. Bases 1 to 384 code for a protein of 127 amino acids.